AUGCCGGGACAUGACCGUAACGAGGCAUCGCCGGCUACGCCAGACCCUCGAGAACAUGCAGCCGAAGAUGUAGAGGAUACUGACAACCCGGGCCUUGACUUGCUUUCACUCUCCCGAGCUGUCAAGGCUAGGAAGGCUGAAUACACUCAACGACGCACCGUCCGUGUGAAAAUUGGAACUUGGAAUGUUGCCGGGAUCCCCACCACCGAGAAGGACAUUGGCAAGUGGUUUGUUCACGGGCAAGGCGUGUGUGAAAGGUUUUCCGGUUUAAAAGGCACGCAAUUCGAACAAGCGACCUCAAACUCCGACCCGAACUCAACAAACGAGGACCCUACACGAGAGAAGCCUUUUCGAUACAGCCCGGAGGAGGUGGAUCUCUAUGUCCUUGGAUUGCAGGAGGUUGUGGACAUCUCUUCCGCUACCGGCGCUUUUUUCACCGAUCCUGGCCCACCGAAACGUUGGAAGGAUGCCGUUCACAAAUCAUUGCCUUCGGGAUACCAGCUUGUCGAGGAUAUCCAGCUGACUGGUUUACUCCUUGUUAUCUACGCCUCCCCCGCCAUCACGGAAAGCAUUUCCUUUAUUAGCAGCACAUCCGUCGGCACUGGGUUGAUGGGAUACAUGGGAAACAAAGGCGGUGUUGCCACUCGUUUAGUUCUCGGUGAAACCACCCGCUUGGUCUUUGUGAAUUCGCAUCUAGCUGCGGGCUCUGACAAAAGCAGUCUGGAACGGCGCAAUUGGGAUGCCUCACAAAUCCUAUCACGUGUUAAGUUCGAGUCCGUUGAUCCGGUUCCGAAAUCGCAAGAGACAUUCGACAGCAUCGGCGAUGAAGAUUUCACGUUUUGGUUCGGUGACUUGAAUUAUCGACUUGAUGACAUCCCUGGCGAUGAUGUUAGGCAGGUCCUUGCACGUCAUACACUCAAUGCGUAUGAUAUUGCGCGCAUGGAGGAGAAGAAAUCGGGUAGUCGUCGGAGUUCAAUUACGGGGUCAGAUGACAGCUCCCUCUCUUCGCCGGUCGCAACCCAUAACGAGGAGCCAGAGCCUGUAACCGACGAAGAAAUCGAUCCGCACAAUGAUCCUGCAUCUCUACAAACCACAAUAUCAUCCCUAGUUGUACAUGAUCAGCUACAUUCGCAACAAAGAAAUGGUACGGCAUUCCAUGAAGGAUGGCGGGAAGGUCAAAUUACAUUCUUGCCUACGUACAAGUAUGAUGUUGGAAGCGUGGCGACAUUUGACUCUAGUGAAAAGCAUCGUGGUCCCAGCUGGUGUGACCGAAUCCUCUACCGUUCUCGGCGGGACAAAAUUAAGCAUGAACAACUUGAUCGUGAAGCACAGGAAGCCCGAAAACGCGACCAGGAGAUGCAAGCUCGCGGACUCGACAAAGCUGUCGCAGAUGACAACGUUCUUUUCGAUUAUGACCCCGAGGUAGAUGGUCUGGAUCCUGGCGCUGACGCGGACGACUACGAUUCGGGCGAGAAUCAGGAUGACAAUGCCUCCGUUUCGUCCGAGGAAUCAGCAUCGGACUCUAUCUACCUCGACCAUUAUGUGUCUCAUCAAGGCGUGCUUUCGUCGGAUCAUAAGCCACUAGAAGCCGUCUUCACGUUAACAUUUGAUGCAGUGAACCCUAGUCUCAAGGCCAAGAUACACCAAGAUAUUGUCCGCCAACUUGACAAAGCGGAGAAUGAGGCUCGACCCGGUCUCACCGUUGUGGUGGAUACUCAUCAAGACGACGGAGAAGCACAGCAAGAUUCGAAUACUGUUCACUUUGGCGAUGUGCCAUAUGAUACGCCUAUCCAUCGCUCUCUCACAAUCGCAAAUACUGGCGGCACGGAGGCGAAUUUCACAUUUGCGGAAAGGCCAAAUUUACAUGAUGACCCGAAGGCGGAAUCGGCCGACUGGCUUGAUGUCCGUGUUGACAAAGCUGGCGAUAGCCACCCUGAGCAAUCGACUACUUCUGUCAGCAGCCAUGCUCUUCUUCCAGGAGAAGUGGCCAAUGUCAUUCUUACAGUGCAUGUUCGCUGCAUCGAACACGUCCGUCUCCUCAACUUCAAGAAGCUCAAGCUGGAGGAGAUUCUUGUGCUUCACGUGGAUAGUGGCCGAGACCACUUUAUCUCUGUCUGCGGACGUUGGCUGCCGACCUGCUUUGGUUGUAGCGUGGACGAGCUGACCCGCAUGCCCGAGGCUGGUGCCCGCAGUCUUGCCACCGGUGACAUGUUCCUCCCUUCAAAAGAUAAUACAGAAGUGCGGUUAUCUGCGCCCCGCGAGCUUUUCCGUCUUACAGAAGCCAUCUCCGAGUUGACGGAGCGCGCGGUAGCCGAGUGGAGCAUGACGAAUGACGAGGUGAAAGAAGAACCACCGUGGAUCAAAGAACCAUCUGGAAGCGCGUGGCCUUUCCAGCCAGAUACAUGGACUUUGAAAAAUCCCCAGGACCGUGCAUCUCUUUUAGGGCCCAUUCGUGAAGCGCUUGACUCCAAUGGAUCCUUCACGGCUAUCUUCCCACCCGAAGUACCAUCAAUUCACCGUCUAGAAGUUCUCGCCCAAACUCUUCUCGCAUUUUUAAAUUCUCUUAGUGACGGUAUCAUCACAGCUGCUGUUUGGCAGGAAAUGGAACAGCAAAUGAUAGCUCGCGAGAAGUCCAAAGAAAUGCCUAGAUCUUGGGAAGAAACCCAAGCUUGGGUCUUGGAGAACCUGGCUUACUCCCCAGCACACAGCGUUUCAUUCACGUUUGUGACUUUUAUGCUUGCCCGGAUCGUCAAUGAAGUCGCACCUGUCCCAUCCAUGACCUACUCUAAAAAGGACGACACCACAAUCGAACCUGCAACGUCUCAUGGUGAUGAAGAGCGGAAGGAUGACGGUAAAAGCCAAGAACCAAUCGCCACAGAGAAUGUUCGGCAACCUCAUACGCCUACUCCGGCCUCUGCGGCUGCCUUCAUCUCUGGGGGCAGUUUCCGUCGCAAGAACCGAUCGCAAACCUCAUCUGCCGGCUCGGACUCUACAAACAAUACACCAACUAACAACUCCACCGCAGCAGGACGCCGGCAGAAAGUUGAGUCUUCUCUGGCUUGUAUUUUCUCUCUUGUGCUCAUCUCCGCCUCCGUUCCUAUUCCCUCGAAGGAUAAAGAGCGCCGGGCCUCUGAUGAGCGGAAGCGAAGCGUUAUUGAACCUUUCUUGAAAAUGAUUGGUGUGGACGAGCGUGGCCCAUCCGGGGGUCGAUAA
Messenger RNA from Penicillium waksmanii, 3213 nucleotides. Its product is annotated as phosphatase family protein. Lineage: Eukaryota; Fungi; Ascomycota; Eurotiomycetes; Eurotiales; Aspergillaceae. The transcript has a single exon. Gene Ontology annotation, molecular function: phosphatidylinositol-4,5-bisphosphate 5-phosphatase activity. The record is from RefSeq and is a predicted model, not a curated record. Gene Ontology annotation, biological process: phosphatidylinositol dephosphorylation. The coding region runs from base 1 to 3213 and encodes 1070 amino acids.